Yarrowia lipolytica CLIB122 is the source of this 762-nucleotide messenger RNA. RefSeq lists its product as uncharacterized. NCBI's taxonomy places the organism in Eukaryota, Fungi, Ascomycota, Dipodascomycetes, Dipodascales. Gene Ontology annotation, molecular function: ATP binding; ATP hydrolysis activity. The record is from RefSeq and is a predicted model, not a curated record.
AUGUCGAUCACGGCGCAAAACCUCUCCUACACCUUCCCCAAUGGGCUUGUGGGCAUCCAUCCCACCUCGUUCGACCUGCCUCCCGGGUCUAGAACGUUGCUGAUCGGAGCCAAUGGAGCUGGAAAGUCGACGUUGCUGCGAAUUCUGGCGGGAAAGACCCUCGCCAAGGCCGACAGUCUCAUUGUCCAGGGCUUUGAUCCCUUCCGAGACUGUUCUCCUCCUGGAAUCCGGUACCUGGGCACCGAAUGGGCCGGCAAUCCAAUCGUGAGACAUGACAUUGAGGUCACCCAGCUGCUAAAGUACGCCGGAGGAGAUGCCUAUCCUGACCGACGAGACCAUCUUGUGCAGCUGCUGGACGUGGAUCCCACCUGGCACAUGCACGAGGUGUCUGACGGAGAGCGUCGGCGAGUGCAGCUAGUCAUGGGACUGCUGGUGCCGUGGGAAACUCUUCUGCUGGACGAGGUGACGGUUGAUCUGGACGUUCUGGCCCGAACUAACCUGCUCAACUUCCUCAAGGAGGAGACCGAGACCCGACAAGCCACCAUUGUUUACGCCACCCAUAUUUUCGACGGCCUCAACCAGUGGCCUACGCACGUUGCCCAUAUGAGCCAGUCCACCAUGUUGAGUUGCGACACCUACGAUGUGGUCCAGCGGGAGUUCCCCGGCAAGAGCAUUCUGGAAAUUGCACUGGGCUGGAUCACCGGGGAUAUGGAACGGCGUGGGCCUCGCCUCCCCAGAGCAAAGAGACAGAGGGUUAACUAG